AAAAUGCUCUUUACUCUUUAGUACUAUAUCUCUUUUUUCUGGCCUUGCAUGCAUUGCAUUGGUGUCAUCAUGAAGUAGUGCAUAACUUUGAAAGUCUCUAACAUCAUCUUCUUGGAGAAGGGAAAAAGCUUAUUGAUGACAGAAGAGAAGAGGGCGUUACAGAGACACUUCCUUUUCCACAGUCUAAUAAAUAAAUAUUCAUCCUUAUUUCUUUCUUUCUUUUAUUAAUUUUUUUCUCACUUUAUAUAUUCACUUUACUUUGUUCGGAAUUCUUCUUCUUCUUCUUUCUCUCUGCUUCACUCUGUUUCUUCUCUGUUUUUCUUAUUCUUCUCUCUGCUUCUUUCUGAAGCUCUUUCAUUAGAAGCUUCAACAAUGGCUGACAUUACCCAUCUACCUAUGGAACAGCUUCAGGACCUUGACUACUGCUUAGACUCUAACCCUCCUUGGGCUGAAGCUGUGCUCUUAGCAUUUCAAAAUUACAUAUUGAUGCUGGGAACAAGUGUGAUGAUUCCCUCAUUGCUGGUUCAAGCCAUGGGAGGAAGUGAUGGUGACAAGGCAAGGGUGAUACAGACUCUACUCUUUGUAGCUGGCAUUAACACACUUCUUCAAGCACUUUUUGGAACAAGAUUGCCUGCAGUAGUUGGAGGUUCAUUUGCAUAUGUUUUUCCGAUCGCUUAUAUUAUCAACGACUCCUCAUUGCAGCGAAUUACGGAUCCUCAUGAAAGAUUUACACAAACAAUGCGUGCCAUACAAGGAGCUAUGAUUGUAGCCUCAAGUAUUCAGAUAAUCCUUGGUUACAGCCAAGUAUGGGGACUCUUUUCAAGAUUUUUUAGUCCUCUUGGCAUGGCACCCGUUGUUGGAUUGCUUGGAUUAGGAUUAUUUCAACGCGGAUUUCCUGUGUUGGGAAACUGUGUAGAAAUUGGUAUACCAAUGCUGUUGUUGGUAAUUGGAUUGUCACAAUACUUAAAGCAUGUGAGGCCAUUUAGAGAUAUCCCUAUAUUUGAACGUUUUCCGGUGUUGAUUUGUGUUCCAAUCAUCUGGAUUUACGCCGUAAUCUUGACAGCGAGUGGAGCUUACCGGCAUAAACCUGUUAGAACACAACACAGUUGUCGUACUGACAAAGCGAAUUUGAUAUCCACUGCUCCAUGGUUCAUGUUCCCAUACCCUCUCCAAUGGGGUGCACCUACAUUUUCGGCUGGCCAUUCAUUUGCUAUGAUGUCUGCAGUUCUUGUCUCCAUGGUGGAGUCAACUGCUGCAUACAAGGCGGCAUCUCGGUUAGCAAUUGCCACUCCACCUCCUGCUUUUGUGCUGAGUCGCGGCAUUGGUUGGCAGGGAAUCGGCAUCAUGCUUGAUGGCCUUUUUGGAACUGGGACAGGUUCUACUGUUUCUGUGGAAAAUGUGGGACUCCUUGGACUAACGCGAGUAGGAAGUCGCCGAGUUGUUCAGAUAUCUGCUGGUUUCAUGAUAUUCUUCUCUAUGCUGGGGAAGUUUGGUGCUGUGUUUGCAUCCAUACCUUUCCCAAUAUUUGCUGCAUUAUACUGCAUUCUCUUUGGCCUUGUUGCUUCGGUUGGAAUAUCAUUUCUUCAGUUCACAAACAUGAACUCCAUGAGAAACCUUAUCAUCAUUGGCCUCACAUUGUUCCUUGGAAUAUCUGUGCCUCAAUUUUUCAAUCAGUAUUGGAAUCGACACGGCCUUGUUCAUACGAAUGCUGGAUGGUUCAAUGCAUUCUUAAAUACCAUAUUCUCAUCACCAGCAACAGUUGGUUUGAUAGUAGCAGUGUUCCUUGACAACACUAUUGAAGUUGAAAGAUCAAAGAAAGAUAGAGGGAUGCCAUGGUGGGUCAAGUUUAGAACUUUUAGAGGAGACAACAGAAAUGAGGAGUUCUACACUUUGCCAUUCAAUCUCAACAGAUUCUUUCCACCUACUUGAUCUUGAUCAAGAUUAGAAUUCAGAAGCAGCAAUGCAAAUUAGAUUUUCUUGGACCAAAAUUCAUGACUAACAAAGUGCUAAUAUUAGCUUUCUUACAUCUCUCAAUUUUUUGCAGACUAUUUAUGUAGCCAUGGUCUAACUGUGGAUUGUAAAGCAUUUGGGACCAUGCUUUGUAGAUGCAAUAAAAGUGAUUCUUUUUCUUUUUCCCUUCUUUUAUCUCCUAUGUUAGGUUUAGCUCAACCUAGUAGUUUUAUAAAUUGGCUUGAACUUAUUUAGACAAAACCUAACAUGACCCCCCAACCUUUGUAAUAUUGACCCAUAAACGGAAUUUUGGGUCUUAUUAUUUUCCAUAAUUCCACUCAUUUAAUAGUUCCUUUUU
Arachis duranensis is the source of this 2308-nucleotide messenger RNA. Its product is annotated as nucleobase-ascorbate transporter 1. The record is from RefSeq and is a predicted model, not a curated record. Gene Ontology annotation, molecular function: transmembrane transporter activity. NCBI's taxonomy places the organism in Eukaryota, Viridiplantae, Streptophyta, Magnoliopsida, Fabales, Fabaceae. Gene Ontology annotation, cellular component: membrane. The coding region runs from base 373 to 1929 and encodes 518 amino acids. Gene Ontology annotation, biological process: transmembrane transport. The transcript has 15 exons.